This is a messenger RNA of Lindgomyces ingoldianus, 1515 nucleotides long. RefSeq lists its product as uncharacterized. The record is from RefSeq and is a predicted model, not a curated record. The coding region runs from base 233 to 1474 and encodes 413 amino acids. The transcript has a single exon. Gene Ontology annotation, molecular function: zinc ion binding; DNA-binding transcription activator activity, RNA polymerase II-specific. Gene Ontology annotation, biological process: regulation of transcription by RNA polymerase II. Lineage: Eukaryota; Fungi; Ascomycota; Dothideomycetes; Pleosporales; Lindgomycetaceae.
CAAGACCACUUAAUAUGUGAGACUUCAUGGAGACUUGUCCUCGAGCGGCUUAAAAUCGUAACUCGGCAGCCCGUCUCUCCUCUCGAUUCGCUGACGCAAUUGGGAAGUUUCAGGCUGCUGGUCUUCGUCAACACGAGGCUUGCAGUCCUACUCGGUGAAAAGGAGUCCAGUCCACUCAAAAUCGCAAGUUUCCGCGUAUUCAUUUGAGAGCCUCAAACCCGCGGGACCGAAAAUGCGCCAAUCUAGCAGGAAAUCUCGCCAUGGCUGCACGGAAUGCAAAAGGCGCCACAUUAAAUGCGACGAGACUCGGCCGUCUUGUGCCAAUUGUAGGUCUCGCGACAGGCAAUGCUCUUUCCUCCUGUUAGUUCCUUCAUUUCCAGCCACGCCGGCCUCAUCCACCUCUUCUAGCUUGGUAGAUUCGUCACACAAUGAUUCCUUCUCGCUUGCCAACUGCGCAAGCACUUCUGAUACUUAUCCACCAACUCCGUUGUCACAGGAUGAGCCAGUCACCACACUUUACCCAAACCCUUUAUCCUCGUCAACCAAUCAGCUUUUCAAACUUCCCCAUUUAGAGCUUCUCCUUCAUUUUGGGACCGAUAUGCGGAAGGAUCUAACUCUGGAAGACACUGAAGCCGGAGGUUUCAUCGACUUGGCACUCCAAGAAGCCAUUAAAACACCAUAUCUGAUGGACCAGAUUAUCGCCGUAUCAGCUGCCCACAUGAGCACGAAGCGCCCGGACCAAGAAAAUUUCUACCGGGACGAAGCAACGUACCUGCAGACACGUGCAUUGGCUAUAUUCAAUGCAGGCCCAAUUACUAUGUCCGACGACAACUGCCUCGCUGUUUUUCUCUUCUCAAUCCUGCUUGCACAACAAGUGCUGUUCGAUACGCUGUCUACACGAGCGAAUUUGUCGACGUUUUUGGACAAAAUGGUUUCCUGCUUGACUGUUUGCGGCGGAAUCCGGGGUAUCGCUGGUCAGUCCUGGCAAUCCAUCGAUGCACAGUUCCGACGACAUGAUGGGAGAAGUACGGCUGAGGGGUGGGCGGACCAAACAGAGGACGAUACGAGCAUAACGACAGAGUUCUCCCGCCUCGAUGAUCUGGUGGAUAAUACCGAUCUUAGUGCUUCUUCUCGAGAUGCCUACAUUCAGGCCGUAAACCUCCUUCAGAGACUAUCCAGUGCUGCAGAAGGGCCCCAGGACUCUUCACUUCGCUGUGCUAACCUUGCACUUCGAUGGGCUGUCAUGGUUCCAUCCGACUUCGUUCGACUUGUUGAUCAGCGUCGACCGGAGGCUUUAAUAGUGCUUGCUUAUUAUGCGGUGCUGAUUUAUGAGGCUAGAGAUUUCUGGGCUUUUGGAGAUGCGGGAGAGUUCAUUAUCCAGACUAUCACCAUAAGUCUGGGUACUUACUGGGCUAAGUGGCUUGCAUGGCCGAAUGAGGUGCUAAGUCGAGCGGGGAAUGUACAGCCCGGUUGAGGACUGAUGAUAGAACUUACUAAAGAAACUUUCGGUUCUGG